UAUUGCUUUAUUUCAAGCAAUGGUACAUUUAGUAUCAGUAAUCUCAAGAUGACUGAUAGUGGUGAAUAUGCUAUGGAAAUCUUUGAUUCUGAUGGAAAGAAGAAAGAAUAUCGAAGAUUUAAUUUGUCUCUUGAAGCUCCUGUGACCUCUGUCCAACUGUUUGCUGAGUGUUUGUCCCAAGGACAGGUGAAUGUGUCCUGUCUUUCUGAAGGAGGGAAUAAUCCUCAAUACAGUUGGACUCUGAAUGGAAAGGAACUGUCAAACCUUGAGCUCCUCUCUGAAAAUACUCAGUCUAACACCAUUGUCCUGAAACCAAACGUUGCAGGACGCCUGGUUUGCUCAGUCAGGACUAAAGUCGGUUCUCUUCUCAAAGAGAAAAUCACAUCUUCCUGUGACUUUGUAAACUGCACUUCAAAUGGUAUACGCAUAUCUAAGUGGGUGUUUAAAGAAAAUAACACUCUGUGUGUUGAACCUUCACCAGAGACACUGAACAUCAUGGCACUAUUGCCAAUAAUAAGUGGCGUACUUGGAGCUCUGUUAAUUAUCCUAGUUGUCAGCAUCGGAAUUUUCUGUGUGAAGAGGAAAAAAACAAACCACAAAGAAGAAAUUAUUUAUGACAGAAAACAGACCACUGCUGAUCAGGGGAGGAGGCGACAGGAGCAGAGCGGAGAUACCAAAGCGGAGUAUGGCAGAGUUAAAAAACAACCGAGGUGGUCUGAUGAUGUGAUAUAUGGAAAUAUGGACAACAAUUUGUAUGGAAAUGUGGAUGAGAGUAUCUAUGCAAAUCUCUGAAAAAAAACCUAUGUAAGCAAUUUAGGAAGUUUACAGCGACUGCAAAACAACAGAAACUAGAAGAAUGUGAAGCAAUUUCCAUCCAAUCAUCCCAUCAUCCAUCCAAUCAUUCAUUUAUCCAUCCAUUCAUCCAUCCAUCCAUCCAUCCAAUCAUCCAUCCAUCCAAUCAUCCAUCCAAUCAUCCAUCCAAUCAUCCAUCCAUCCAAUCAAUCAAUCAAUCAAUCAAUCAAUCAAUCAAUCAAUCAAUCAAUCAAUCAAUCAAAUUUUAUUUAUAUAGCACAUUUCAGCAACAAGGCAUUUCAAAGUGCUUUACAUCAAAAACACAAAACACAAAGUCAUGCAACUUAAAGACUAGCCUCAGUCCGGUUCUUCACUUAGGAUUCUAAUUCCGAGGACAAAAAGUUUUACUCACAGAGAGAGAUGAGCACCACUCACUCUUGUAUGCACACACACAACAGCAAUGACAUGGCAAUAAAAACCGCAGCAACAAACAAUUUUCUAUCAGUGCGAGGAUUCUUCCUUAUGGGAAGUCCUCAUAAAAUGAGGGACUCUAAAAACACCUCUCUUGUAGAUUUUAGUUGAACCACCCUCUGGGAAUUUAGUCAAGUUGUUCUGACAAGGCCUCCAACCUGGGAAUUUAGCUGAGAAGUAUCAGCUGGGCCUCCAACCCUUUGGUACUUUAGUCAAAAUACUAUUUGACAAGGACUCCAACCAAUCAUCCAUCCAUCCAUCCAUCCAUCCAUCCAUGAAGGUUUGCUGUGUAACUGAUUCUCAGGCUGUUCAGACUGCAUGUCUGUGUGCUGUCUUGUGGAUUAAAAUGUUUUGUUCCUCAUCUCUCUUCCUGUUACUGGUUCCGAGGAAACAAAUCUUUUUGGAACUAUGAAUGCAACAAACAUGCAUAACUGAGGAACUUAACUACUGUUCUGUUUUAUUUUGCUUUCUUUAUUACGUGCAGUCUUUAGUUUUAAGAUCCCUUGUGCUUUUAUGCUCUGUGCCUGAAUUUAUUUUUCAGUUCCUUCUUAAAUUUAAGUCAUGUUGCUCCAGUAUUUGAAUUUUAUUGUCACCUUUUACUUCAGUUUCCUUAGCAUGUCGCUGUCAUGGCUGACUCAAUUCACUCUGGUAAUCAUAUGUCUCAUUAUUUAACUCUUUCUCUUCUCAUCAUUUCCUAAAUGCCUGUUUGGUUUUCUCAUGUUCUGUAGGUUUUUCUUUUUUUCAUUAAAUUUCCACUAUGCCAGUCA
This is a messenger RNA of Poeciliopsis prolifica (blackstripe livebearer), 2030 nucleotides long. RefSeq lists its product as uncharacterized. NCBI's taxonomy places the organism in Eukaryota, Metazoa, Chordata, Actinopteri, Cyprinodontiformes, Poeciliidae. The transcript is spliced from 5 exons. The coding region runs from base 49 to 792 and encodes 247 amino acids. The record is from RefSeq and is a predicted model, not a curated record.